Messenger RNA from Pochonia chlamydosporia 170, 1983 nucleotides. RefSeq names its product ribosomal protein. The transcript is spliced from 11 exons. Gene Ontology annotation, cellular component: RNA polymerase transcription factor SL1 complex; RNA polymerase I core factor complex; ribosome. The record is from RefSeq and is a predicted model, not a curated record. NCBI's taxonomy places the organism in Eukaryota, Fungi, Ascomycota, Sordariomycetes, Hypocreales, Clavicipitaceae. Gene Ontology annotation, biological process: translation; RNA polymerase I preinitiation complex assembly; nucleolar large rRNA transcription by RNA polymerase I. Gene Ontology annotation, molecular function: structural constituent of ribosome; protein binding; RNA polymerase I core promoter sequence-specific DNA binding. The coding region runs from base 1 to 1983 and encodes 660 amino acids.
AUGGAGGAUCGCCGUGAGCUUCGCCGCAUGCCCCAAGGAGAAAGAUGUCCCGAAUGUGGGAGUCAACGGUGGUAUUUGGAAGAUGGCUUAAGAUUUUGUUCGAGAGGACAUCAAAUUGAGGGUUUUAUCCAAUUUCACGUUGGCGAUGAAGAAGAUGCUGGCAAAAUGGGCCCUGUGGUCCGGAGGGAAAAGGAAAGACGGGAAACAGAAAAGCGCCAACUUGCCGGACAGGAGGGACACUCCCUCUUCCUUGAGGCCAUUCAGCUGCUCCUACGAAAGCAAGUCUCGUUUUUAGUCCGUAUCAAAGGUCACGCAGAGGAAUUAGAAACGGUCGUUCGAGAUCUCUGGGAUCUACGCAUUCGCGGGUACAGUUCCAACACUAUGGAAUCCAAUGCGUCAGACACACAACUCGAAAUGUUCAGCUCCCAGCCUACUUCCACCGACGAGGAGAAGAAUUUGUCUUGGAAUUUGCGAACCAGAGCCCAGAGCUGGGAUCCUGAACGCGGGUCUGAUUGGCCAAUGCCCCGAUUACCCGAAACUAUUGCGACUUGCUAUCUUGGCUGUCUCUUAUUGAGAAUCCCUACAAGAUUGGGCGAUCUCUACACGUGGGUGUCGAAUGGAAACAUGCCUUAUUUGAGAGCUUUUCAAGAGCUGCCACACGAGAUGCAGGAUCGAAUGCCUUCUGCGUAUGCCAACGUGAUGAGGCUGGCUUCACGCUCAGGCUUAAGCGGGGAGGAACUGCACAGAACUGUUAUGGACAACGUUUUGUCGUACAAGUCGAAUUAUGAUAUGACGUUUCCAGAGUUAAACUAUAUUCCCAUGCUUAUCGAGUACACAAAAGAACUUUGUCUGCCUCCCGAAACAAUUGUAGUUGCAAGACGACUUGCAUCGUCUUUGGGCCUUGUGUUUUGCUUUCCAACAACGAAAUCAAGGAUUUAUGCUCUUGAUAAUCCCGAAGUUCAAAUUGUCUCAGUCUUAGCCGUAGCGGCGAAAAUGUGCUUUCCAUUUGAGAUCUCCAGACUUUCUCUCCUAGACCUCACAGGGUGCUUAUUGCCUUCUUUCAGCUGGGAAACCUGGAAGAGCAUAUUCCCAAGGGAAGGCUCAAACCUGGACCAAGGCGCACAGGAGCAAAAUGGGUUCGACAAUCUGACGCCUAACCAAAUCACGAGUAUGACGGAUGAGGAUUUUGAUGCCUACAUGACACAUUUAUCAGCGUCAAUUGAUCAUAGCAACAAUGAGGAUGCAGUUGCCCAAUUUUUUCCACCUGAAGCCCAGCAUGCGCCUCCCUCACCUAAAAUGGACGCAUCAGAAGGAGAUGUUGAAGAGAGAACCCGUCAUGUUCUUGCACAAUCUGUCAAGCAGCGUGAUGGAGGCAAGGAUGGUGCCAUUUCCGGCAAACAAGGCGAGAUGAUGUAUGAGGCAUUCCGCACAGUUGAAGACCUGUCACCUAUUUCCUAUGCAUUUUACAAAGCAGCAGGUGAUGUAUCUGGGCUGUCGAUUGACACCAUGACAAGGGCGACAUACAUGUUGGAGCACCGGAUCACUCGUUCGGCUCUACGAAACUUCACCAUCGUCAGCGUCACAAAAUCAGUCAAGAUGCAGAUUUUCGUGAAGACCCUGACGGGCAAGACCAUCACCCUUGAGGUCGAGUCCUCCGACACGAUCGACAAUGUCAAGUCCAAGAUCCAGGACAAGGAGGGUAUUCCCCCCGACCAGCAGCGACUGAUCUUCGCUGGCAAACAGCUCGAGGAUGGCCGAACUCUGUCCGACUACAACAUCCAGAAGGAGUCCACUCUGCACUUGGUCCUCCGUCUCCGUGGUGGUAUCAUUGAGCCCUCGUUGAAGGCUCUGGCCUCCAAGUUCAACUGCGACAAGAUGAUCUGCCGCAAGUGCUACGCCCGUCUCCCUCCCCGUGCCACCAACUGCCGCAAGCGAAAGUGCGGACACACCAACCAGCUCCGACCCAAGAAGAAGCUCAAGUAA